AUGAAGCCCUGGGAGAUGAACUCGAAAUAUUCAUCUGGGGUUGAGUCUGCCAAUAUCCUUGCCAAGAAUGACUGGACCGGUGUGGUCAAAGUCCUUAGAGUUGCUGAACUUCGUCGACUUAUUGCCAGCCAUCUCUAUCCUAGCGUGGGCGACCUCACCGCGCUGGCCAUGUGCUGCAAACGUGUAGCCGCUCUUAUGCGUAAAAACAAUGAUGUCUGGGAUCUCUGGCGGCCUAUUUCACUCGACCUCGGAGCCCCGUUCAAUGCAGCCGCCGAAACGGUUGUUCCAGCAGAUGACGCCAAAGCCAAGUUCAAAAGUCCAAAUUUGGUCAUCGCUUCUAUUACACGACCGGCCGAGUCAGAGUGCCCUUAUUACGACGAGUUUUUGAACGUCGUUCGACUUUACAAGUCCAUUCAAGACUCAGGCUCGGUUCUAGAAUCCAUCGUCAUCGACCAAAUCCCGUUCUUUGAUGUUGGUAUCUUCGAGAUGAUGCUUAACACUAUGCCCAAUUUGCGGACAAUCUCUAUCACUCGGUGCCUGUUACUCGACAUCACCAAGUUGAAGCCUCUCCUGCAGGCCGUUCAUCGCCACCCCCGGGGAAUCGAGGCCAAGCCCGAAGCUAGCGCGGCCCCCAAUGGCGAAUCUUCGAAGGACUGCCCGGCCCAAGCUCCCGAAGAGGAAGAAGACAAGUCCUAUAUUCAGUUGGAUUUCUACCCUUUCUAUUUCCAUGGGCCACAGUCCAGCGGUCGUCUUGGAUCGUUCGGCGUCACCUACAACGAGCCAACCUUCCACACGCCCAAGGCGGUCAUCGCUCUGAUCAUGGACUGCUUGGACUUGGCCAAGCAGGUCGGAAUGGACUUGUUGAGCGACAGCUCCUCCUUCUGGAGCUUUGUACGUCGCCUGCCGGGCCCUGACGAUCUCUGGGCCCUCAAAGCGCGUGAGGCGCUGAUCACCCGCGAGUAUCAUCUCACCAAGACGUCCAAGCCCGAAGACAAGGUCUGGAACGACUUUGCCGACGACCUCACCUUCGCGGUCAAUGGCGACAACCAGGAUCACCCCACGCCGCCGUCGCGCAUGGCAUAUUUCAUGAAGAACGAAUACCGCGUUACCUGGGGGUUUUGGCGAAAGUCCCUAAACUGCGCCAAGUGCCAUUCCGCCUACCCGGCCUCACUCUUCCACCUACGCCGCGACGUCUGCUGGGGUUGCAAGAUGCGCAAGUUUGUUGAUCGAAUGGAAGACAGCCAUCUCCGACUCUGGCUCGAGUCGUGCAUGCAGAAAUGGUUGGAUGGCGUUGACCCGAGCGAGGCCACCUUGCACCACCUGACCGACUUCAUUGACCCGGAGACCGUAGAGGCGGCUAUAGCCGAGGUGGGGAAGACUGACGGCGUUUGGACUUAUUUCACCAAAUACUAUCUGAACCAGAACAAGCCUACCCCUGUUGACGACCGCUGGGGAUAUGUCCAACGGACCUAUAGCCCACCGCCCCCUCGGGGUAUUCAUCCAAAGCGGGCGUCUCUGGCACGUUGGCGUUGGUAUCAUACCGAGGCUCCCGCGCGGUUUGACUACAGGGAGGGAGGCCCUCAGCGGAGUCAUCCGUGCAAGGAGCCCCUGAAUUUGGUCGACCCAAUGGAUCUUGAGGUUGGUCCCGAGGAAAAUGAGCACUUCAACAGAAGUUGGGCCUGGACCGAGGACAGUAACGAGGCAUAUUACCCGUCUUGGGCACCUCAGUACACCGAGAGGUGCGAAUCGCUCGAUUCGCCUGUGGUUCCCCCGGAGCCAAACAGCGAGGAAUUUAAGAAAGCAUGCGAGAGGGCGAAACACUCAGGGAGAAUUAGCGGGCUUAUCAGAGGCGUGGAGCGCCGUGCGCAGCACAGGCAAGACAAAGAGGUCUACCGAUGGGAGUUUCCCCGCGUUGAGGACUGCUUGUGGUCCAUGGGCACGGUUGACCACAAGCCAUUCAACCAGGACAAGCCCAUCCUUGACCCGAUUCUAGACAAAAUGGAGCUGAAGGCCUUGAAAAACCAGCUCACCCUCGUCCUGCCGACUUAUACUUUCAAGGCCUCUAACGUCUGGUAG
Dichotomopilus funicola is the source of this 2076-nucleotide messenger RNA. RefSeq lists its product as uncharacterized. The transcript is spliced from 4 exons. Bases 1 to 2076 code for a protein of 691 amino acids. The record is from RefSeq and is a predicted model, not a curated record. Lineage: Eukaryota; Fungi; Ascomycota; Sordariomycetes; Sordariales; Chaetomiaceae.